Molecule: messenger RNA, 833 nt
Organism: Exaiptasia diaphana
Lineage: Eukaryota; Metazoa; Cnidaria; Anthozoa; Actiniaria; Aiptasiidae
Product: EGF-like repeat and discoidin I-like domain-containing protein 3
Source: RefSeq, a predicted model, not a curated record
CUAAACUAGUGUGCGGUUGGGUUAAAAAGACAUCAUAUUUUGAUCCUUAUAUUUCGCCUAUUUGAAUCAAAUAUCGCCAAAGAAAAUUGGAAACUGACUGACAAGAUGAUAAAACUCCUGAUUUUGUUGAUGGCUUUGAGCAGUUGGCUCACUUUGGGCUUGCCUUCAAAUGGUAUGAUUCAGCAAGAUUCCGGCAAGAAGGGUGAUGAGGAUAUUCUCAAUCACUCCAUCUGUAGCCAUCUCAGAGAAAAAGAUAUGUGCAAGAGAAGCCAUCACGUUAAGAAAAAACUGUGUAAAGCCACAUGUGGUUGUGAUGACAUGAUCUCACAGAAAUCGUGUAUCGUCCUGAAAAGAUCCAAUGAAUGCUCCAAAAACUUGGCAAUGCGCAUGCGUUAUUGCAAGUCGACAUGUGGAUUGUGUUCGCACUGCACUGCAACAGCACUUGGGAUGCAGAGUAGAGCCAUUCCUGACUCAAGCAUCACCGCAUCUACGUAUCAUGCYAAGGGCUAUGAACCACAACWAGSACGACUUCACAUUARGUCWUCYCGUGGYAAGKMUGGAUCAUGGGCUGCAAAAACGYCACGAGCCGGAGAMUGGCUCCAAGUCGAUUUGGGCAAGGUUACCAGAGUUCAAGGUGUCGCAACCCAAGGUCGAUACGAUGAUAACCAAUGGGUGARAAGCUACACCCUGCAAUACAGCAACAAUGGCAAAACCUUCAAGAAAUACCAGGGAGGAAAAGUGUUCAAAGGAAACAGUGACAGACACACCGUUGUCAAGCAUAAUCUAAAUCCCCCGAUUUAUGCCAGGUACAUCAGGGUAGUAGCCAAGACAUG